Didymosphaeria variabile is the source of this 1755-nucleotide messenger RNA. RefSeq lists its product as uncharacterized. The transcript has a single exon. Bases 1 to 1755 code for a protein of 584 amino acids. The record is from RefSeq and is a predicted model, not a curated record. Lineage: Eukaryota; Fungi; Ascomycota; Dothideomycetes; Pleosporales; Didymosphaeriaceae. Gene Ontology annotation, molecular function: zinc ion binding; nucleic acid binding.
AUGGGGAAAAGGGGACGAGGUCGAGUUGACCCGGAUCGGCAAUGGAACAAUCAGGACCCACAACCCUGGAAUAGCAACAGCCAGAACAAGGGCAACAACAAUCGAGGGAAGCGUAUCGGUGGCCAGAAUGGCCAAGGGAGAAACACGCCAUGGGACAACCAGAAUCCAAAUCAGAAGUAUAAGCAGAAAAACCAGAAGACCUCGAACCAUCAAUUCAACCAACGUCUGAACUCAUCUCAAAGCCAACAUCAAGUACAAAAGUCCGUUCAGUGUGAGCGAUGCGAGAAACAGGGCCACACCGAAAGCAUCUGCACCGCCAAAGAGAUUCCCGUCGACAGCCGCUGUCCCUGUGGCAAUGAGUUCCAUUACCUAAGCCAAUGUCCAUAUAAAGGCAACAUGUUCAAGCGCGACGACGAGAUCGCGAAGAAAGAGGGCAAGUUCUGUACAUGGUGCAAAGACACGGGUGACGGCCGCCAUAGCUUCGACGAGUGCACUAAAGCAAACGAGUUCAAGCUCAACAUCCGCCGCAUCCAGCGCGAGGCCUACGACGUACUGGACUUCUGUUGGCACUGUGGUAACUUCGACCACAAGACAAAGGCUUGCACAAAGGCGCAGGCCCAACUGGACAGGGACUUGUGGGCUGCGAAGAUCGGCGAGGUCAUAGAAGAGUGGAAGAAGUAUAGCAACGCGACGAUUCGUACGGCGUACUUUGACAAUGAGUGGGAUCAGCAGAUGAGUGACGUGAGGGACAGGCGGUCGCCGCCGUUGGCUGUGCACUAUCCAUGGUGCAUCAUGUGCGAGGUGUUUGGGCACGUCACAGGCGAAAAGGUGGGAGGCUGUGAGAUGGAGAAGUUCGAGGAUAGAUGUCCCCCGGAGCACAGAAUCCAGCUAACAGGGGCGCGAUCUUUCAUCCCCAGAGGUUUCACAAAGCCGCCAGCCCAGAUCAAAAACUCGCUCGUCGUGCGCGACUCGACGCAGGACUACACAGUCUGCUCCACCGCCGGUUGUAACAAGACGCUAGGUCCAUGGACGUUGCCCAUGCCGCCCUUGGGCCAGACCAUCAUCUGCCCCAGCUGCAGCACCUCUCAGUACCAUCCGAAUUUCCAACAGCCUGCCCAACUUGGCCAGCUCGAUGUAGUCAAAGACAUCCUUCAAGUCGUCCUUGGAUCCAAAGCCAGCGGCGAUAAAGCAAAAGCCAAAGUGCACCCAGACAUUCUAGCCAUGUACGAGAAGCGACCCUCGCUCCGACUCCAGUGGUCGCUUGCGCACCGCCAGAAACUCGGCUACGUCGGCGCCCACGACGCACACUCGUACCGCUACACAGACGGCUCUCGCCAGGGUGCCUGGUCGCCCGUCAUGUGGGAGGACGGCCGGUACUUCAACGCAGACUGGCAGGGCGGCGGAAACUACCAAGAGUAUUUUCCUGCCAUCACGUUCCAGAUUACGCGGAGGAUGUGGGCUGAUGCGGAAAACGACGCGCUGCCUAUUAACCGCGUGGGCAGGCAGGGGUUGAUACCUAAAUGUACGGGGUGCCAUGCGCCGAUUCUGGUGCUGGAUGAUGAGGACGAUGUGGUGAUGUGCGAUACGGCGUGGGCGAAUACGUUAGGCGAGGGGACGGGGAAAGGGUACUAUAGGCUUGUGGAUGGCUCUUACAAUCCGCAGCAGUGUGAGUGUCUCUGGAUGAUUGGGCAGCGUGGAGUUGUCGGGUGGGAGAAUGGACGGACGGGGGAGUGGGUUGGGUUGGACAAUCAUUAA